Molecule: messenger RNA, 1398 nt
Organism: Chanos chanos (milkfish)
Lineage: Eukaryota; Metazoa; Chordata; Actinopteri; Gonorynchiformes; Chanidae
Product: transcription factor Sox-8-like
Exons: 3
Coding region: 4-1398 (464 amino acids)
Biological process (GO): morphogenesis of an epithelium; negative regulation of transcription by RNA polymerase II; neural crest cell development
Cellular component (GO): nucleus
Molecular function (GO): DNA-binding transcription factor activity, RNA polymerase II-specific; RNA polymerase II cis-regulatory region sequence-specific DNA binding
Source: RefSeq, a predicted model, not a curated record
AAGAUGACGGAGGAACGUGACAAGUCUGCCACAGACCCUCCUUGCAGCCCUGCAGGUACGUCAAGUUCCAUGUCACACGACGAAUCCGAUUCGGAUGCUCCAUCUUCUCCAACCGGAUCCGACGGACAGGGAUCCCUCAUGUCUGGCUUGGGUAAAAAACUCGACGGUGACGACGAUGACCGUUUUCCAGCUUGCAUUAGAGAUGCUGUAUCACAAGUCCUUAAAGGAUAUGACUGGUCUCUGGUUCCGAUGCCUGUGCGGGGAAACGGGUCUUUGAAAAACAAGCCUCAUGUGAAAAGACCGAUGAAUGCCUUUAUGGUAUGGGCGCAAGCAGCGCGCAGAAAACUUGCAGACCAAUACCCACAUCUUCACAACGCAGAACUUAGCAAAACAUUGGGCAAACUGUGGCGCUUGUUAUCGGAGAAUGAAAAGAGACCAUUUGUGGAGGAAGCAGAAAGACUGAGAGUCCAACAUAAAAAAGAUCACCCUGAUUAUAAGUACCAACCUAGACGUCGGAAAAAUGUUAAACCUGGUCAGAGUGAUUCAGAUUCUGGAGCUGAGCUGAGUCAUCAGAUGUAUAAAGCUGAACCAGGAAUGGGUGGCCUUGUUGGUAUAGUUGAUGCUCAUCACCAUGCUGAUCAUACAGGUCAGCCUCAUGGGCCACCAACUCCUCCGACGACUCCUAAAACCGACCUACACCACGGUGGGAAACAAGAGCUUAAACACGAGGGCCGUCGGCUCUUGGACAGCGGAAGGCAGAACAUUGACUUCAGCAACGUCGAUAUCUCUGAGCUCAGCACGGAUGUCAUAAGCAACAUGGAGACCUUUGAUGUUCACGAGUUUGACCAGUACUUGCCUCUCAAUGGUCACUCUGGAGCCUCUGUUGCCUCCAUGCCCUCGGAACACGGUCACGGGCAGAACGUCAGCGCCGUGGGUGCUUACGGCGCCCCGUACAGUCACCCGGGCGCCAACGGGGCCUCCUGGAGCCGUAAAGGAACCAUGGCUUCCUCUUCUCCCAGCUCUAGCGACGUGGGCCAACACAGACCUCACAUCAAAACGGAGCAACUGAGUCCCAGUCACUACAGCGAGCAUUCUCACGACUCCCCAUCGCAUCCCGACUACAGCUCCUACAGUUCCCAGACCUGUGUCACCUCCGGCAGCGCUGCAACGGCGGCGGCCUCUUUCUCCAGCUCUCAGUGUGACUAUACAGACCUCCAGAGUUCCAAUUACUACAGCUCUUACACCAGCUACCCCUCCAGCAUUUACCAGUAUCCGUACUUCCAUCCUUCUCGACGGCCAUACGGAAGUCCCAUCCUCAACAGCCUGUCCAUUCCACCCUCCCACAGCCCCACAGCCAACUGGGAUCAGCCAGUUUAUACCACACUUUCCAGGCCAUGA